Molecule: messenger RNA, 738 nt
Organism: Moneuplotes crassus
Lineage: Eukaryota; Ciliophora; Spirotrichea; Euplotida; Euplotidae
Source: the annotation of a GenBank genome assembly
GAAAUUUCAGAAGAGACAAAGAAUAAACAUGCACAAAAGUGUUCAUCUGAUGAAUAAGAAUAAAAACAAAGAUAUUUUCACAAGAUUGAUGAAUUUUGGGCAGGCUGAAGAGCUGAAAAAGCAAAGAAUCUUUCGUAAAAAUCAUCAAUUAAAGUUUCAAACUAAAAGUUACACGAAAAGAAAGGAGAACACUCCUUCGAGGGAAAAUGUUAAACUAAUGAUUCCGUCUAUCCUUUCUGAUACUGUACCAAAAUGAGGGCCUAGCUCACCAAGGAGUAAAACCAUAGAUGUCAAAGAAAAAGGGGAUCUCUACUCAUUAGUAGCUUUAUAUCACGGUGUAGGAAAUUCUCCUCCAAAGCAUUACAAAGUUAAGCCAAAAAGCAACAUGAAAUUCCCGCGAAUCAGUGAAGGAAGCAAAAUACAGCUUGUUUCCAAAAUCACCAAUGGCAAGAGAAUAAAGUCUAAACCAAAAUCAGUGAAUAAGAUCUACCACCUCAAAUCUUUCGAAAAAGGCUCUUCAGAGAGCAUCAAAAAGCGUAAAAAUAUUAAGAGGAUGACUAAGAAACAAAAGAGUCAAUUGAGUUCAACAGUCAAUGAACUGUUCCCUAGAUAUACUCAUCAAGUAGAGGAUAAAGAGACUGCCAAUUUAUCUAACAGGAAACUCAUUUCAGCAUCUUUAGACAUGUCCAUAUCUAAAUCUAAAAACAAAAGUCUUUACACUUAGCAGGUACAUUAAGA